AUGUGUAUUCUGUAUUCGUCUUCGCUGUCUUGGCCAUCUCAUCGGUCUCUGGAAUCUUCAAUCCUGGAGGAAAGAAAUGUGGAGGAUCUAGUGGAUAUGGAAGUGGAGGAGUCAUCAUUGGAUCAGAAUAUGAUGAGAAGUUCUCGUGGUGGGUAUCAUUUCGGACGUUCAGGAGGAAAGCCAUCUGGAAAUGAUCUCAAUGGUGACCGUUCGAUACAUCAAGCACGUUCUCCCGAACGUUUUGGUUCUCGUUCUCCAUCUCCAACAUAUCAUCGCCGUGGACACAGGGCAUCUCCUCCAUUGAAUCGCCCACCCUCGUGGAAUCCGUAUCCAAUAGAAGACUCCCCUAGACACAAUCCAUCUGGAUUCUCUCACUAUGGUACUGAUCAACGAGCUGUUCCAUUCCGAUACGGAAACCGUGUUCCUUCCGGUCAACGAGUUCAGCCAAAUCUAUAUGAAAAUCCAAUGAUGAGUCCAUCUGAUAGUCGUCGUGAUUCAAUGAAUUACGGUAUGCCUCGUGAGUCUCGUCGUUACAACCGUCAGAUGCCAGAGCCAUUAGGAAGAAGAAAUCGUGAAUUUGGAGACUCUCCGAUGCAAGAAAGUUCUCGUAACUCGAGAAGAAAGGACGCUCUUCUUGAUAAACUUGAACGCUGUGAAGAGGAGUUGGCUUCUUAUCAAGCUGUUGUGAGAGAGAUUAAAACACAACGAGAUGACAUUCUUGCUGAAAUCGAUUCUUUGCGUCCAAGACCAAGUUUUAUUAUCUAUUCGGAUAGUAUAAAAGAAGGAGUCGGUCAACAUAUUCCUCAUCAGAAGUUUCUUCUUUUCAAUACUUCAAUAAUGAAUGUGUAUUCUGUAUUCGUCUUCGCUGUCUUGGCCAUCUCAUCUGUCUCUGGAAUCUUCAAUCCAGGAGGAAAGAAAUGUGGAGGAUCUAAUGGAUAUGGAAGUGGAGGAGUCAUCAUUGGAUCGUCCAGAGAUUAA
This is a messenger RNA of Caenorhabditis remanei, 978 nucleotides long. RefSeq lists its product as uncharacterized. The transcript is spliced from 5 exons. The record is from RefSeq and is a predicted model, not a curated record. NCBI's taxonomy places the organism in Eukaryota, Metazoa, Nematoda, Chromadorea, Rhabditida, Rhabditidae. Bases 1 to 978 code for a protein of 325 amino acids.